GAUUCUUGUUGUCUUCAUCACAGGAGAGAGAGUGAUUCAGAAACAGACUGAGAAUUUGGCUUUGGAGAUUCUGGUCAAUCCUUUUGCACAAACAGUGAAACACUCCAUCAAGAAACUCCUGACCUCACCAGCACCAGUAAAGUACAUCAUCUAUGCUGGCCAUGUGUUCCAAAGUUCUGGAGCUUGGGUCCUACAGGAUGACACGUUUGCCUUCAACAGUUUUUCUCAGAUUUUCAAGAACAUUGAUGUGGAGAAUGCUCUGAAACAGAACACCUCAGCUGCAUUGACCAUUUACACCCUGGCGGAGAACAUCUGGGAAACAAGUGUCAACAGAGCUGACUUUAUCAGCAGUGUCAGAGUACACGUGAACCCUACACACAAGCUGGACAACACCCAUGGUGUCUCACAGUUUGUAGACUAUGUGGAAAGUUUAGUCAAAGUUGUCCCUAUCACUAGCUUGCUUCGAGCCUCUGAACAGUUUGGGAACAUUAGCUUCACUCGCCCAACUCUGUAUAUCUUCCCAGGCUGUCAGGGGGACUCUGCUCUCUUUGGGAUCAACGGUUUUAACUUGCUGGUCAAUGGGGGGUACAAUAGACGAGCUUGUUUUUGGGAUUUUGCUAGGCAUUUAGACAGAAUUGAUGCUUUACUAAUGACACAUUUAGGAACAGAUAAUAUCUUUGGUCUGAAAACCAUUUUGCAAAGAAAAAGCUUAGAGAAUGUUCAUCCUCAGAUCGGAUAUCUGUACUUUAAUGUUCUGGAAAAAAUUGGGGCUCUCCAAAAAGAAGGAGAAGCAAGUGUUGAUUCAAGUAAGAAAAGUCUACUCCUAAACCUUGCUGCAGAAGCCAAUAAGAUAACACAGAUGGCCAAACAAUUGGGUAUCAAUCCACAUCCAUGUUCUCGUAAUGCUGCAGCUGCCAACUGUGAACCAAUAAAUCUUUAUCAUAAACUUGGCCAUGGAUCUCUUGACAUGUAUGUUUUAAAUCCAGCAGCCGACAGCAAAGAACUGAAAGAAUUCUAUCAACUGCUAGAGAAGGAGAGCAGCAACUUAGGAACAAGUGGUGCAUUUCCUUUGCAGAAUGUGCUGUCUGUUUGCUCUUUGUUGGUUUGGAAGCCUUAUAACCUGGAUGACAAAAUUGUGAGGAUUUUCUUUCCAGGUAAUGCUCCACAACAUAAGGUUGUUGAAGGAUUUGAGAAGGUGAAAACUUUUGGCUUCUUGAAAUAUGCCACCUGCACAGCAAGGGACCUGACAAAGCCUCCAGCCAUCAAGAAACCACUAUCAGGGCCAGGUAAAGUAAGUAUUGGAAGCAAAGCUGUUUCCAUGGGACCAUCAUCAUCCAGAAGUGAAACAAGGAAGAACUUGAAUAGCACCAAACUAGAAUCACCCAGUAAAGAAGAUAAGACAGAGAAAUCUGAAACAAAAUCUCUGUCGCCAUCAAAAUCAUCUAAAUCUGUCAGAGAUGAAAACAGUAAGAAGAACUUAAAGCUCGAUGAGAAAGCUAAAUUCAUUGAAAAAGACAUUCAUCUCAAAUCAGGUGAAAAAGAGACCAAAGCCAUCAAGGAUGUAAGACCAAUUACUGUUCCGAGUCCAGUAAGAGGGUCUGGGACUCUGAGCAAAGUGUCUUUUCCUUCUAAGUCUGUCACGUCAAUAAAGUCAUCAUUACCACAUGAGUCAUCACCAGUGAAGUCUGCCACCAAAACUACAAAAACUUCAAGUGCCAAAGAAGUUGCCAAAGCUAAUUCUGCUAGUCAAAUAGAAUCUGAUACUUUAAAUGUUGAUCAUCUAGAUCAGAGUAACUUACAACCAAAUGCUGAGUAUACAGACCAUUCUCAGAAAUAUCAAUUGGAAUCUCAGAAGAUUUCUGAAACUUGCGAUGCUGUCGGGGCUAUUAAUACAGUAAAAGUCAUUGAUGAUGUAUCUGCCACUGUACUCACUGCUGACAAAUUCAGGCUUGAAGAUUUGGGGAUUUAUGAAGAGGAACAAGACAUAAAUGGUUAUGAAAUAAGGGAUAAAUAUGAACUGGAAGACCAAGAAAAACCCCAGGCUUUACCAGAACCAACUGUCAUGAUUGAAUCACCUAGUCAAGGAAUGGAAGGUCUGCCUGAUUAUAGCAGAACUGAGUUAUGUUCACAGGAAAUAUUUGAAUCCUGUCCUGCUGAAGGAAAGCAGACAUUAGGUGAGGAGAUUCAGAACAAUGAUGCUUCAGUUGUGGAAAUCCUUCCCUCGUCAGAGCUUUCAUGCGAUGAACAACAGGGUUAUCAUUACCCGUCUUCAGUUAAGCUGCCGUCUGAAUUUGAGACGCCUACUUUCACCAAUGAUGGCCCAGAUCCUAGAGCUGCCAAUCAUGCACCUGUAGAACAGAACAUCCAAUAUGGUAUUAAUAAUUCCUCAAAUGGACGAGAUAUGGGAGGUAUUCAGGAAGUUGAUGAGGAGGAGCAUGAUGAUGAUGGCAGUGUCACAAGGGAAAAUGAUGUUUACAAGGAAGGAUCGGCUGAUAGAGAAUCACUUCGAGGAAUGGGUAUUUGUGAUGAUGAUGAGGAGGAGGAGGUAGAGUGUGAUGAUGAAAUUAAAGAAGAUCUGGAAGAAGAAGAACAAGGCAGUGAAAGAGCUUCUGCUGAAAGACAGUUUGAGGAUGUUGAAGAAUCUACUUAUCAGGAGAAUCAAGGUGAACAGGAUACAGAUAACUCUUAUUCUCAACGAGACAUUGAAGACAGAGAUUCUAUUGAUGGUGGUACCCCAGAUAAUGAGCAAAACAUUGACGAGAUUGCUGUUUCUGAACUUAAUGGAAAAAUAAAUGAGGUUGAAGAAGAAAUAGAAAAGAUUGCUGGUCACAGGUUUGUUGAAGAUACCGCAUUAAAUCCAUUUUUUGGUGUUGAAGACACAAACAUGGGACACAGUGUACAGAGUCAAGAUUAUGUUGAUGAAUCUGAUGAUAAAUCUGAACCUUCAUUCGAUGCUCUGGCACAUUGGGGCCAUCCAAUGGGACUGCCCUCACCACCUCUGAGAGCUUCCCCAAACAGUUCAGAAAAGCCAUCAGGAGCCGCAAAGGUUGAUGGGAAGAAACGAGCAAAGACUGCACCUACUAUCAGCAAAACUGGAACUCGCCCAGCCUCUGCCGCUGCUACAAAAAGAAUGUCAACAGGCUCUAGCAGAUCUUCUCCUUUGAAUGCAAAGACCCCAAUUCUUCCACCAAUGACCCCUUUCUAUGUUGAUCUGACAUAUGUUCCCUGUCACGGAGAUUCAUUAUAUGCCGACGCUGAGUUCUUCAAACGAAUUCGUGCUCGAUAUUAUGUUAUUAGUGCCUUAACCCCAAAUCCUCAAGUGCUGGAUUAUUUACUGGAAGCAAAGGCGACUUGGGAACAAAAGGAACUGGAAGUCACCAUCAUUCCAACAUACGACAAUGAAACCCUUCGCCAUUGGAUGGGCUUAAAUGCAGAAAAGUUGCAGGAACUGCGAGUGGAUCUGAAGCCGGCUGUCAGUCGAUGCACAAUUCAGCUUCAGGAUCUUGAAACAUGUCUUCCUGCUUACAGACUUGAGGUCUAA
Messenger RNA from Candidula unifasciata, 3541 nucleotides. Lineage: Eukaryota; Metazoa; Mollusca; Gastropoda; Stylommatophora; Geomitridae. The record is from the annotation of a GenBank genome assembly.